ACAGCUAACUAACGAAAAAGUCCAGGCCAUAUAGUGUAAAUGAAUGAUAAUACAAGCCCACAAAGUUUGACUACUGGUUCUUUCACUACUUGUCACAUAUCACAACCAAGAAAUUAAGUUUAGGAACACAUGCAGUGAAGAAAACAUAUGAAUUGACUUGAAGGGUGUUCAUAACUGUUUCAAUCAUUACAUCUGCUUAUAACCUUCUGAGUUCUGAUGAAUUAUUGAAAGACUUAUAGCCAUGUUUUUCAAGAUUGUGGCAUUGAUUGUGCCUGCUCUUUUUGUUCUUGCAAACUCUGAAGAGCUUGGAUUCAUUUACAAUGGCUUCAAUAGAGCAAAUUUGAGUCUUGAUGGCAUAGCACAGUACACACCAAAUGGCCUAUUACAGUUAACAAAUACUUCUAGGCUGCAAAAAGGCCAUGCUUUUUAUCCCACACCAAUCAAUUUCAAGAACUUACCAAAUGGUUCAAAUUUCUCUUUUUCUACCACUUUUGUCUUUGCCAUAGUGCCUUCUGUUUUGCCUGGUCAUGGCAUGGCUUUUGUUAUUGCACCUGUUGGAGGGCUAGCAGAUGCACUUCCAAGCCAAUUUCUUGGCCUCUUCAAUGAUAACACUACCGGCAAAGUCAAUGAUCAUGUUUUCGCGGUGGAGUUUGAUACAGUUCAGAGUAGAGAAUUCAAUGAUAUUGAUGCUAAUCAUGUUGGAAUCGACAUCAAUGGAUUAAAAUCCGUUGAAUCGAAACCAGCAGGUUAUUAUGGUGUCAAAUUCAAUAACAUGACACUUGCUAGUGGGCAGCCAAUGCAGGGUUGGGUGGACUAUGAUGGUGUGGCUAAGCAAAUUAAUGUCACAUUGGCUCCAAUGAAUAUGGCAAAACCAAAUGUUCCUCUUUUGUCUAUAUCCUAUGAUCUUUCAUCAAUCUUGAAUGAAACGAUGUUUAUUGGCUUCUCUGGAUCAACUGGCUCAAUUUUUUCAGCACAAUAUGUUCUAGGAUGGAGCUUUAAAAUGAAUGGAAUAGCUCAAGGGCUUGAUCUUGCUACGCUUCCUAAGCUUCCUCAAGUUGGACCGAAAAAAAAAUCUAAACUUUUGUUGAUUGCUUUGCCAAUGAUUUCAGCAGUUGUUCUAGUAAUAGCCUUCUCUGUGUUAAUUUACUAUGUAGGAAGGAAGAGGAAGUUUGCAGAAUUGCUUGAAGAUUGGGAGCUUGAGUAUGGCCCUCAUAGGUUUAAGUACAAAGAUCUUUAUAUUGCCACUAAGGGGUUUGGCAACAAAGAGUUGUUAGGUUUUGGAGGCUUUGGCAGAGUCUAUAGAGGAGUAUUACCAACUUCUUCAAUUGAGAUAGCAGUCAAGAGGGUCUCUCAUGAAUCAAAACAAGGAUUGAGGGAAUUUGUAGCAGAAAUUGUUAGUAUUGGUCGGUUACGCCACAGGAAUUUAGUGCCACUUUUGGGCUAUUGCAGGCGCAAAGGAGAGUUGCUUUUGGUUUACGAAUACAUGCCUAAUGGAAGUCUCGAUAAGUUCCUAUAUGACAAACCAACAUGUGCACUCAAUUGGAACCAAAGAUUUCGAGUCAUCAAAGGCGUAGCAUCAGCACUAGUCUAUCUACAUGAAGAAUGGGAACAAGUAGUAAUUCACAGAGAUGUGAAGGCUAGUAAUGUGUUGUUAGACAGUGAAUUGAAUGCAAAGUUAGGUGAUUUUGGCCUAGCAAGAUUGUAUGAUCACGGGAGCGAUCCACUCACUACACACAUAGUUGGAACUGUAGGUUACCUUGCCCCUGAACAAACAAGAACUGGCAAAGCCACAACCAUUAGUGAUGUAUAUGCCUUUGGUGCAUUUUUGCUUGAAGUGGCAUGUGGGAGAAGGCCAAUAGAUCCAAGGGUAUCAGACGAGGACAUCGUGUUGGUUGAUUAUGUAUUUUCAUGUUGGAGUAGAGGUGAUAUUCUUGAAGCCAUUGAUCAAAAUUUGGGAAAUGAAUAUAUUAAAGAGGAGGUUGAGUUGGUACUAAAACUUGGACUAGUUUGCUCUCAGACAGAGCCAGCAGCUAGACCAAGUAUAAGGCAAGCUUUAAUUUACUUAGAAGAUAUUGUGCCUCCACCACCGCCAGAGUUGUCAUUGUUACAAAGUUCUACCCCUGGUUUCACAUUUCCAGGGUUUGAUCAUCAUUUGGCCAUGUCUUCGUCAUUUUCUGCCGAUAAAGAACUUUCAUAUCCCUCCUCUGAUUCAGACUCUCUUCUUUAUACUGGUCCAUGAUGAGAUUAAGAACUUUCAUGUUCGGGCUCUUCAAAAAUGUUGCGGGAUGCGUGUCAGAUCCUCCAAAAGUAGUGUAUUUUUGGAGGAUCAACACGGGUGCAACUACAUUUUUGGAGAGUCCAAGCGACGUAGAUUAGAAGUCUUUCUUCAUUGCCUUCAUGAAUUGUGAUCCAAUAACAAUAGCAACAAGGAUUACGUCUUAAUUCCAAGCGAAUAGUGGUCAGUUGUAUAAAUCCUUACUGUUCAUAUCGCUAAGCCCGUCUUGGUCUAAUAUUAAAAGGUUGUUAUAUUAUUAUGAUACAAAUAAUGGACUACUGUACACUCUGAAUCCUAUUUCUUUGAUCUAUAUUGCUAUUGACUUC
Lycium barbarum (goji berry) is the source of this 2601-nucleotide messenger RNA. Its product is annotated as L-type lectin-domain containing receptor kinase IV.1-like. Bases 242 to 2239 code for a protein of 665 amino acids. Gene Ontology annotation, cellular component: plasma membrane. The transcript has a single exon. Gene Ontology annotation, molecular function: protein kinase activity; carbohydrate binding; ATP binding. The record is from RefSeq and is a predicted model, not a curated record. Lineage: Eukaryota; Viridiplantae; Streptophyta; Magnoliopsida; Solanales; Solanaceae. Gene Ontology annotation, biological process: protein phosphorylation.